This is a messenger RNA of Mycotypha africana, 3333 nucleotides long. RefSeq lists its product as uncharacterized. The transcript is spliced from 6 exons. The record is from RefSeq and is a predicted model, not a curated record. Gene Ontology annotation, cellular component: exosome (RNase complex); P-body. Gene Ontology annotation, molecular function: 3'-5'-RNA exonuclease activity; RNA binding. Lineage: Eukaryota; Fungi; Mucoromycota; Mucoromycetes; Mucorales; Mycotyphaceae. The coding region runs from base 196 to 3207 and encodes 1003 amino acids.
AGAAGAAGAGGCGAAACGACAAUAUUGGGAGAGAAAAAAAUUGUCUGCCAUGGCGGUAGCGACCUCCAGCGAUCAUAGUUCAGGUUAGCUCAGCUUUUUUUAAUAGUAGUAGUAGGCAUAGGAAUAGAGAGAGAGACGCUCUUCAUUGAGAUACAUACCCCCAACUCAGCUACCACCACGGCAACGACACGUAGUAUGGACACGACGGAUCACACGCGUCAACGGCAUCAUCGUCCGUUGCAGCAAGGAAACAGCCGCUUCCUCCAUCCCACACGUCAGCGUCAUCCGAAUGAAAAUGAAACGAACCACCCUACUUCUUGGCGUUCUGAUCAGCAGCGAUCCCAAAAAGAAAGAGAGGACCAUUACUGUCACCCAGACGACCGUAAUGGCGCCGGCCGUAAAGAACUCUUUUCUCGUUUCCUUCAUCCUGACGUGAUCGAACGUGGCUUGCUCAACAAAACCUACAUCAAAGGCGUGCUACGUCUUGUACGCAAUCCCAUGGAUGCCUAUGUUACUUCGGAGGAUCUUGACCAUGAUAUCUAUAUCAGUGGUGCCAAGAACCGUAAUCGUGCGUUAGACGGCGAUAUGGUGGCUGUGGAAUUGUUGGACAAUGUCGACGAGAUUUGGGAGGAAAGACGGGUGAGGGAGAUGGAACGCUUCGAAUUGAGGAAAAAGAUGAGAGAACAGGACGCAGCGGAAAAGGAAGCUCUUCUCCAAAAACAAGACACCCCUGAUGAUGACGAGGAUGAAUUACUACCCUCGAAUGACAACACGGACGAGAAUGAGGUCAGUGUCGACAAUGAUGCAGAAGACGACGACAAUGACGAUGACGAUGACGAUGACGAUGACGAUGAAGAGGGUCAUAAACCUAAAUAUUGUGGAAGAGUGGUGGGUAUCAUUGAACGAUCACCCAACAUUACCUACUCUGGAACCAUCGUUGUCAAUAUAGGUAAAAAGCGUUUGAAACCGGAUGAACCCAAUGCUGAUUUGAAAAUGGAUACUGAAGAAAAGAACGACGAGGACGAGGACGAUGGUAACACCAGUAACAGCGAUCCAGCUGCUGUUCCGUCUCUUGAAGCAGAAUCACCGAGUACAACAACAACAACAACAACAACCGCCAACACUCCUGUCUCUUCAGAGAGUCAUCCUACGGAAGCCCCUCGCCAAGGCACUGCGCUCACAAGACCGUUACGUUACGCUUGGUUCAAACCGUCAGACAAACGUAUUCCUCUCUUUAUGCUCAAAUACAACGACAUUCCCGACACACUACUCGAAAACGAAGACUACUUUACUUCCCAUCUUUUUGAAGUGGAAUUGCGCCGUUGGCAAAUUACCGACAGAAACCCGAUCGGCCGAUUCGUGAAAGAAUUAGGGCCCUUGGGUGACUUGAUGACCGAGAAAUAUGCCCUCCUCAGCGACAGUUGUGUGAUUGUCUCACCUUUCAGUCCUCUAGCACUCAAGUGUUUGCCUGAAACACCCUGGACCAUCCCUGCUCAACAGUACAAGACGAGACGUGAUUUGCGUCACGAACGCGUCUUUUCCAUUGAUCCCAAGACAGCCAAAGAUCUGGACGAUGCACUCCACAUCAAAGCAUUGUCCGAUGGAUGUUACGAGGUAGGUGUCCAUAUUGCCGAUGUGUCCUUUUUUGUGAAAAAGGGGACUGUCUUGGAUACAGAGGCGCGUCGAAGAGCCACCAGUACCUACUUGGUCGACGAUGUGAUACCCAUGUUGCCGCCCCUUUUGUGUGAGGAACUGUGCAGCUUGAAUCCAGGUGUGGAAAGAUUGGCUUUUUCUGUGAUUUGGAAAAUGGACAAAGAAGGAAAACCUGUCGACGACACAUGGUUUGGAAAGACAAUCAUCAAAUCGUGUGCUAAAUUAGCCUAUGAAGAUGCUCAACGCGUGAUUGAAGGAGGUGAAUUGGAUGCCGAUACGAUGAUCCAUGAUGGUCACAACGUGUCUGACGUCUACCAUGAUAUCCGCACCCUUCAGCAAAUGUCCAUGGCCAUGAGAAAGCGUCGUUACGAAAACGGAUCGCUAUCGAUGAACUCGGUGAAACUUCAAUUCGAGCUUGACGAACGUGGUGAACCUAUUUCCGUCCGUCCAUUCGAGGCCAAAGAAGCCAAUCGAAUGAUUGAAGAGUUUAUGCUGUGUGCCAACAUUAGUGUGGCCCAAAAAAUUGCUGAAGCUUUCCCUGACGAAGCCUUGCUAAGAAGACAUCAAGAGCCUAUUGAAAGAAGAAUGAAUAACUUUUUGAAAAUUACCCAUGUGUUGGGGCUUGACUUUGAUGGAAGUACGGCAGGGUCACUCCAAGCCUCCUUUGACAAGAUCCAAAAUCAAGAUAUUCGAGAUGUCAUGCUCGUGUUGGCUAUCCGUACCAUGCAAAAAGCAAAGUAUUUCUGCGCAGGUUCGCUCAGCCGAGAGAAAUAUCGACACUAUGCUCUCAACGAGCCUUUAUAUACCCACUUUACCUCACCGAUUCGUCGCUAUGCCGAUGUGAUUGUUCACCGUAUGCUAGAGAGUGCUCUUCCAUCGCAUCAAAAAGCACAUUCACCGUAUGGAAAGAAAUUUGUGCAAAAGACGGCUUUCCAUUGCAACUCGAAAAAAGAUGGAGCGCGAAGUGCCCAAGACCGUAGUAUUCUCUUGUUCCUCAGCCAUUACCUGAAUCGCAAAGAAGCCACUGAAGGACACCAUUUCACGAAAGCGGUGGUGAUUGCGGUGGCCAAGAAGCAUUAUGAGAUUUACGUGCCAGAGUACGGUCUUGAAAAGAAAGUGCUACUGGAGGGUUUGCCACUCAGUAAAAGUCAUUUUGAUAAAACCACACUCGCCCUCGAUCUCUUCUGGCAACGCGAUGUCCCUGUCACGAUGCACAACGAAGAGAAAAUAUACGGUGCUGCCCGUCUUGUGGAUGAUUAUUCUGACUCUGACUCUGACUCUGACGCUGACGCUGACGCUGACGAUGCGGAUGAAACAGACAUUGAGGAUAGUUUACAAGCACUGACACUCAAAGAAGCAAAGCCUGCAUCGGUCGUUCACGAAGCCGAUCUGAUUCCACCGGUGGUACUCGAGGAAGCCACUUGCAGGCAACAACUUGGCAUGUUUUCUAGCAUCACGGUUCGAAUUCAAGUCAACAACACAAGGUCUCCCCCCAUCAUCAACAUUUACCCUGUCAGUCCUUUCUGCACGAAAACAGCUCAAGACGAUGACUGAUCCUCCUUCAUUCUCACUGCAUCCUUUUCUUUUUAUUUUAAAAAAAGUUUGAAUAAACAAUCCAUGGCUCUCCCCCAGGGAGACCCCCCAUGUCCUCUUCUUUUAUUCCAUUUUAUAAGGGGAAAA